This is a messenger RNA of Camelina sativa (false flax), 1813 nucleotides long. The record is from RefSeq and is a predicted model, not a curated record. NCBI's taxonomy places the organism in Eukaryota, Viridiplantae, Streptophyta, Magnoliopsida, Brassicales, Brassicaceae.
CGCGUUAGUAAUUCUAAUUCACAUCGUCGUCGUCUCCUUGAAAGAUCGAAGCCGAAGCUUUUACUGGGGGAAUCGAUGAAGCUCUUGCAUCUGAUAUUCCUAUUAGCUUUAACUACUGGAAUCUCUGCUGUUCUAAUCUACAUUUUUGGCGUCUCGAAUCUAUGUAAGUAUGAUUCCGUGGAUUUAGACGAGUCUAAUCGGCUUAGCAAUGAAGAUUUAGAGGCGUUGCAGUCUUUGCAGAGCGGAUUCAAGAAGUGCGUAAGUGCAAAUGGCCUGGGACUACAAGCUGCUACGGGUAGAGAUUAUUGCAAAGUUUCAAUUAACUUCCCCAAGGAUACUGUUCCCAAAUGGAAAGAUCCCAAGUCUGGAGAGCUUGAAGGACUUUCAUAUGAGUUUGACCUGUGCGAAGCAGUAGCUACAUGGGAACAAGUCAGGAAUAGCUCUACCAUACUUACCAAGGAAUACAUUGAUGCCUUACCAAAUGGAUGGGAAGACUAUGCUUGGCGCAGAAUCAAUAAAGGAAUUCAACUUAAUCGUUGCCAGAAUAAAUCUUUAUGCAUUGAGAAGCUUUCAUUGGUGCUUCCUGAAACACCACCAUAUUUCCCUCGGCAGUUUGAGCGAUGUGCUGUUAUUGGUAACUCUGGUGAUCUUUUAAAAACAAAGUUUGGAAAGGAGAUAGAUACUUACGAUGCGGUUCUUCGAGAAAAUGGUGCUCCGAUUCAGAACUACAAGGAAUAUGUAGGAGAGAAAAGUACAUUCCGUCUUCUUAACCGAGGGUCAGCAAAAGCCCUUGACAAAGUCGUGGAGUUGGAUGAAAAAAAGCAAGAGGUCCUCCUAGUAAAAACAACAAUUCAUGAUAUUAUGAACAAGAUGAUUCGGGAAGUCCCAAUAAAAAAUCCUGUGUACUUAAUGCUUGGUGCUUCAUUUGGCUCGGCAGCCAAAGGAACUGGGCUCAAGGCUCUUGAGUUUGCUCUCUCGACGUGUGAUUCAGUUGAUAUGUAUGGUUUUACUGUGGAUCCAGGCUAUAAAGAGUGGACUAGAUAUUUUUCAGAAUCGCGACAAGGGCAUACUCCUUUGCAUGGUAGAGCUUACUACCAGAUGAUGGAAUGCUUGGGUCUCAUUAAAAUACACUCUCCCAUGAGAGCUGAGCCUAACCGAGUCGUGAAAUGGGUGCCAAGCCGCAGUACAAUUAGAUCUGCAAGAAUUGCAGCAGAGAAGCUCUUGAGGAGAGUUGGAGCAGGAUCUGCAAACCCAUUAGCUUCAUGCUCGAUAGUAAAGAAGAGAAACAAAAGCAAGCGUCCAAUGGUCUCACACCUCAGAAAACCUGUGAGCGACCAUCAAAAAUUUGUGAGAAGCACAAGCAUGUACCCUGUAGAGCACAGUCCUGGGCAUGGUCAGCUUUGCAUAACACCAGCUGACUAAGAAACUGCAUAUCUAAGAAUUGACUGAUCACCUUCCACACUGAAGCACAAAACAGAAUCCCAGGAAGAUAAUAGAUUCAUUGAAAGCAAGUCCCUCUGCUAUUGCACAGUUUUAGGGAUUGAAAGAUCAUCGAGGUGAUAGUUUUCUGCGUAGUCUCUCGAGGUUAUAGAGCAUUUAUUCUUUCGUUAUCCUGUUUUUCCAAAAUUUUCUUCACGAGAGAUGUAGGUAAAAUCAUAGAAGACUAAAAUAGAAUGGGAAGCUAGAGAUUGCUUGUUCCAUGUCUAAUUAUAGAAUAUAAAGCAAAUGUUAUGUUCUUUGUAAUCUUGUCUUGUUAUUAUUCCCCGACUUUUUACUAGUUGCUAAAGUAGAUAAUGCGGAAGAAUAGUGUAUA